UGUUCAAUCUUUUGCAGGUUGAUCCAGACUUUGUAGCAGAUCUAGCAGAGGGAGAGUUAAGAACUGAACUCUUUAAUAGACAAGGUGGAGGUCAACCUUAUGCAGAUCAGGAUGGUAGCGGGGCCUCGACUCCUCAUCCUGUUAACUAUGCUGUCUCGCCAAGAGAGCUGAGAUUGCGGCUGCACGAAGUUCUCCAAUCACAACUAGAAGAACGGGUCAAGGAGCUUGAGAUGUCACUUCAGAAUAAUGAAAGGAAAGUUCGGUAUAUGGAAGCAGAGCUUGCAAGUUCUUGGAGGGACUCCUCAAACAGUGAAGGGGGCUCUUCUUCCCCCCACGGUAGUCCUAUAGCUAAAGCUGAACAACGUACAGCAGACCAGCCAGUGGCAAUCAAUUUAUGCGGAGAUGCUUUAGAUGCAUAUAACGAGGCUUAUGAUGUGUUCACAAGGUUAAGUUCAGAGGAGGAGGAUGUUGCUGUUGCAUCAGGAGUUAAGGACAUCAACCACCAAGAAAUCUCGCGUUCACGCGAGCAUAACUUUGACUGGAAUGAAAAUGAUGGGAUGAGUGAUGAUGAGAUGGAAAAGUUGUUAAUUAGGCAUCUUGUGGAGAAAGCCAGGAAAGGCUCUCCAGCAGUUUUAAAUGUGCAGAGAGCAUUGUUCUCCCUUGAUGAUAAUGAACAUUGAUACAUUCACAACAUAUAGAUAUAGUAAAAGGGGAUAAAUUUUUUUGCAGUUAAUUGACUGCUUUCAUGAACA
Capsicum annuum is the source of this 752-nucleotide messenger RNA. RefSeq lists its product as uncharacterized. Gene Ontology annotation, biological process: asymmetric cell division. NCBI's taxonomy places the organism in Eukaryota, Viridiplantae, Streptophyta, Magnoliopsida, Solanales, Solanaceae. The annotation marks the transcript as partial. The record is from RefSeq and is a predicted model, not a curated record. The transcript has a single exon.